Messenger RNA from Gastrolobium bilobum, 1685 nucleotides. RefSeq lists its product as uncharacterized. The coding region runs from base 92 to 1684 and encodes 530 amino acids. The transcript has 8 exons. Gene Ontology annotation, biological process: protein transport. The record is from RefSeq and is a predicted model, not a curated record. Lineage: Eukaryota; Viridiplantae; Streptophyta; Magnoliopsida; Fabales; Fabaceae.
UGAGUAACUCUGAUUCUCUUACCCGAAAAAUUGAAAAAUCCCUCACAAAACCCAUCCAAACCCGACCCAUAAACCCGUCGAUGCUCACUCCAUGGCUCUGCCGUCCGAGCCUCAUCGCCGCCGUAGCAACCAAUUCUCCGCCUUCCUUCAAUCCACCACUUCCAACUUCGUGUCUCUCUUCAACCUACCAAACCCUCCACCUUUAACGUUUCCACAACCACAACUACCCUCCGCAAUCUCUCUCCCUCUCUUCUUCGAGCCGCCGCUCUCCGCCUCAACCCUCGACUCCGCCGCCGAGUCAACUCGCCCCGCCGCCAAAUCGGUGAGGGUCGCGAGGCUCAAUUCACAUGGCAAGGGUGGUGGGCCUGCCUUCGUGGGUCAGGUCUUCAGCAUGUGCGACCUCUCCGGAACAGGCCUCAUGGCCGUUUCCACCCACUUUGACAUACCCUUCAUCUCCAAAAGAACCCCUGAGUGGCUGAAAAAAAUAUUUGCAGCAAUCACCAAGAGUGAGAGGAAUGGUCCUGUAUUUCGCUUUUUUAUUGAUCUAGGAGAUGCAGUUUCAUAUGUCAAAAAGCUGAAUAUUCCAAGUGGUGUGGUGGGUGCCUGUCGUCUUGAUCUAGCAUAUGAACAUUUCAAGGAAAAACCUCACUUGUUCCAAUUUGUUCCUAAUGAGAAGCAGGUUAAGGCAGCCAAUAAACUUCUGAAGACAAUCCCACAGAAUGGUGUCAGGAAAAAGGUUGAUGGGGUGCCAGUGUUUAGUGCAGAGAAUUUGGAUAUUGCAAUAGCAACUACAGAUGGGAUUAAAUGGUAUACUCCCUACUUCUUUGAUAAGAACAUGCUUGAUAACAUUCUUGAAGAAGCUGUUGAUCAACAUUUCCAUACUUUAAUCCAAACUCGACACAUGCAGCGGCGGCGGGAUGUGGUUGAUGACAACUUGGCAGCAGAAGUGAUUGAGGAAAUGGGAGAUAGUUUAGGGGAGCCUCCAGAGGUUCAGGAAGUGCUAGACGAAAUGGGCCAUCCUAGUAUACCUCUCAGUGUUAUUUCAAAAGCUGCAGAGCUCCAGUUACAUUAUACUGUUGACAAAGUACUCCUGGGUAAUAGGUGGUUACGGAAAGCAACAGGCAUACAACCAAAAUUUCCAUAUAUGGUUGACUCGUUUGAGAGAAGAAGUGAAGCUUCUUUUCUGAGAGUUAGAGAGUCAAGUAGCUGCCUUGGUAGCUCUAAAGUGGAAGAUGAUAGGAAACAUUCUGAAUGCAUAGACUAUUCUGAUAACAAUUUGGAUGAUAAUACUGAAGGAAUCAAAGACCCUCGUCCCAAAUUAAGGCUACCUCUUGGUGAAUGGUUUCAUCACCAAUGGCCAAAACAGUGGCAUGAAAAAGUAGGCUUAUCAAGAAAAGGUGUAAAUAAAGACGAUUUGAAACCAAAUCCAUUGCUUCCAAAAGUUACAAUGGUUGGUCUCUCAACAGAGGAAGCAGGCCAGAUGAGCAAAGCUAGUUUAAAAAAGACAAUGGAGGAUUUGACAAGAGAGUUGGAGAAGACAGAGCUUGAUAAUAUGACUGGCGGUGGUAGUAAUGAGUGCAAAUUAGAAGAUAGGGAUCCAUUAUUUGUAGCAAAUGUGGGUGAUUACUAUUCUAGUGUGGGAAGAACAGGAUCUGCUCGGUGGAUAAAAGGAGGAUCCAACUAAA